UACAAAAUCAGACUAAUAAAUGCAAUUAGACAAGCAGAAAGUGAUAAAGAAAAAUAUAUAGUAGCUAAAUCCUUUCAUAACGACAUUCUAUAUGGCAUUUCAACGGCAUUUUGCACUUUUCCUGGUAUUAUUGGUGGUCUACAGUACACCAUUCAGGGCUGCAGUAUUAGAGAGGGAAAAUGAGAGUUCAGAAAGGUCAUCCGGAGUAGCCACUGCGGACACCAACGGUACCUCUGGUGGGCAUGCCCCUGCAGCAAUCUCAACAUUACCAAUCGUUACCUGGAAAUGGCCUCAUGUAGAAACUCCAUACUUGGUGGCUCUCUGGAUACUGACAUGCUGGCUUUGUAAAUUAGUUUGUGAACUCAACCACAGUCUCACCGCUGUGUUCCCAGAGAGCGGUCUACUCAUCAUAUUGGGAUUUAUUUUGGGUGGAAUUGUCUGGGGAGCAGACAAAGCACAGACCUUCAAAUUGGCACCUGUUAACUUCUUCUACUACUUGUUGCCCCAGAUCAUCUUGGAUGCAAGUUACUGCAUGCCAAACAAACUGUUCUUUAGCAACUUGGGAGCCAUUCUUGUCCAUGCCAUUAUUGGAACAUGCUGGAAUGCAGGCGCAGUGGGUGUCGCACUUUGGGCCUGCUAUGAAGGGGGCGCAAUGGGGACCUUAAACAUCGGCCCACUGCAGUUCUUGUUGUUUGGUGCUCUGAUGUCAGCUGUUGACCCCGUGGCUGUGAUCGCAGUGUUUGAAGAAGUGCAUGUAAACGAGGUGCUCUACAUCCUUGUGUUUGGAGAGUCAUUGCUCAAUGAUGGAGUCACAGUGGUGCUUUAUAAUGUGUUUGAUGCAUUUGUGUCUCUGGGAGGCCCAAAGAUUAAUGCUGUAGAGAUCAUCAAAGGCAUAAUUUCGUUCUUUGUGGUGGCAUUUGGAGGCUCAUUUCUUGGUGUUGUUUUUGCCAUUCUGAUAUCCAUGCUGACCAGGAUCACCAAGAAUGUCCAGGUUAUUGAAGCCGGCUUCAUCAUUGUUAUUGGCUACCUGUCUUACCUGACUGCUGAGAUGCUCUCACUCUCUGCAAUACUUUCGAUCACUUUCUGCGGUGUCUGCUGUCAGAAGUAUAUCAAAGCCAACAUGGAUGAAAAAUCGGUAACAACGUUACGUUAUGCCCUGAAGUUGAUGGCUAACGGCUCUGAGACCAUGAUCUUUGUCUUCCUGGGAGUUUCGGCCAUCGAUAAAAACAUCUGGGUUUGGAACACUGGCUUCAUCCUCCUCACCAUCCUUUUCAUCAUUGUAUUCAGGAUCAUGGGUGUUUUCUUCCUCAACUGGAUCUUAAACCAGUCUAGACUGAUUCCCAUUGACAUCACAGACCAGAUUGUAAUGAGCUACGGUGGCCUCCGAGGAGCAGUGGCAUAUGGAUUGGCGGCUACUUUAGAUGAGAAUAAGAUCCCAGAAAAGAAACUAAUGCUUGGUACCACACUCAUUGUGGUGUAUUUCACUGUCAUUCUUCAGGGAAUCUCCAUGAAACCACUGGUUCAAUGGCUGAAGGUUAAAAGGUCAACUCCAUCUGAUCUGACACUCAAUGGAAAAAUGAACAACAGGGCAUUUGAACACAUAAUGACAGCAAUGGAAGACAUCUGUGGCCGAAUGGGAGAUAACUGGUGGACCAGACAUUGGAAUAAUUUUGAGGACAAGUACAUAUGUUGGUGGCUAAUGAAGAGUGACGCCAGAAAGCACAAAGACCAAAUUUUUGGUGCCUUCCACAAACUCAAUCUGGAAGAUGCUUCAAAAUAUGUCACUGAGGGUGAACGCAAAGGUUCUUUGGCUUUCAUUCGUAAUGAUGACAGAGCCAAUGUCGACUUCGAGAAGAAGCUUGCUUUAGAGUAUGCAGACAUCAUUCCCAAUUUCAUGGCUGACAUGUCAGAUUACGACUUUGGCAUUGAACAUGUUCCAGUGACCAUAAAGAACCAGAUUCCCUCAGUUUCCCUGGACAUCCAUGAGCAAGACAAGAAAAACAUGAACGAUGACCUCAACGCUCAUCAUCUACUAGAUCAGCAUCUUUACAGGAGCAGAACAUAUAACCGUCCCACUUACAGCCGUAGUCACUAUAACACCACUGAGAAUCCAGAUGAAGUGCAAGAGAUCUUCCAAAGGACUAUGAGAAGCCGCCUUGAGUCCUUCAGAUCUGCUAAGAGGGAUGUCAACCCUGCCAAGAAAAUCUCGCAACAUUCCAACAAGGAACAGAAGCCUAAUGGAAAGCCAGCAGACCCAAACAGAACCCAUCCAUAUGGAGAUGAAGCUGGUGUAGAGAAUCCAGCAUUUAUACCAGACACCUAUCCUCCCAUGCAUAACCCACCCUGGCAAACAGGGACAGGGACCAACAUGACUGUGGCACCCUCCCAGAGGGCCCAAGGACGAAUGCCCUGGACACCCAACAACCUUAGACAACUAGCACCACUGAGAUUGAGUACCCACUCUACAGAUUCCUUCAUGAUAGCCGAUGCUUCUCUUGAUCAGGAGGCGCCUGAAAAGAAGCCUGGAGCAGACCAUACCAGGAAUCAAACCAGAUUGUAAUAUAUUCCCACCCACCAAUAUUAAUUUACCAAGCAUCUGAUUAGGUUAUUCGAUUAACACAGAGACUAUACACUUCAUUUUAGGCUGUUUCAUUUUGUCAUGAGCCCAUAGAUUAUGGAACGAUUUCCCUUACAAAAAGGUGCGUGGUACAGAGAUGGUAUAAAAUAGAACUACCAUGGUACUUUAAUAUAUACCAUGUUACAGAAAUUCCUGUAACAUUGUAUUUACAUGGUACCUCCAAGGCACUACCACAGUACAUGUCCAUGCACAAUGGUACUUUAUUUUUUUUUUAAGCACUGGAUUUGAAUUAUAGUAUUCAUGACAAGAUUUUUAUGGGUAAAUGAUGCAUAUUUGUGUUUUUUUUUUUUUUUUUUUUUAAAUCAACAUCAAGAUUUUAGGUUAAAAUGUAUUUGAAUGUAAAAGGGAAACUGUGUAUUUUAAGUGCUGUGACUGGUCACCAUUUCCUGUUUUAAAAAAAAUGUUAACCUUUUUGGCUUCACUAGUUGAAUUUAUAAAAGUAGAAAAAUUCCAAAUUCAUAAAACUGCAAGAAUAAUAACUACAAAACUAGCAAAAAAUGUAUAAGCAUAAUAAUAACAGUAAUUAAAAAAAAAAAAAAUCUGUUUAAAAUAGUUUUAGACUAUUUAGACUAACACAGCAAUGACAAAAACAGGUGACCUUAUGCUUCUGUGUUUUUGUUCACUAAAUGUUUUUCCCUAAAAUAAUUGAAAGGGAAGAGAAUAAAAUACAGAUGUAAGAUGAAACAAUUAUAGUACUUAUGUUAGUGGUUAUGGAAUUUUACUGAACAGGCAGCAUUUUUCUUUUUGAAAGUCCACCUAGUGGUGAAUGCUGUAAUGGCACUUUACCAUAAUGACAGAAUGCUGGAAAAUUCUUACAUACAGCUAAAAAAAAAAUAAAAUAAAAACAAAGCAGUGCAUUCAGGGAAGCAUAAAACUGUUAGAUAUUUUUUGUCUUUACUGAGUGCCAAAUCAGAACUGUCUAUUAGUUUUUAGUCUAUAAAUGUUUGACCUUGGACAAGUUGGUCAAUAACAUACAAUUUUAAGUCAGCAUGUUGUAUGUGCUUAUUUAUUAUUAUCGUUUGGCGCUUAUUUAUAGUAUGUCUAUGUAUUCUGAAUUUCUGUUAUCUCUUGAUUUGUUUUUUGAGAUUUACUCAAAACUAUAAGUGUUUUAUUAGCACAA
Molecule: messenger RNA, 3758 nt
Organism: Myxocyprinus asiaticus (Chinese sucker)
Lineage: Eukaryota; Metazoa; Chordata; Actinopteri; Cypriniformes; Catostomidae
Product: sodium/hydrogen exchanger 3-like
Exons: 15
Coding region: 92-2560 (822 amino acids)
Biological process (GO): proton transmembrane transport; regulation of pH; sodium ion transport
Cellular component (GO): brush border membrane; apical plasma membrane
Molecular function (GO): sodium:proton antiporter activity
Source: RefSeq, a predicted model, not a curated record